UUUGUUGAAAUAAUACCUCGUGACUACAUUUGACGCUAUAAAUCUGCGUCAGGCGUCAGCAUGAAAUUGCAGCUCACCGUAUAAACGCAGGAGUUGUGAGCGUUAGUCAAUAAACAAGUAUACCUGCGCUGAUUAGUUUUCAUUUACCAUACAAUAAAAUUCAGAAUAAACCGUAUUUUCAACCAUGUCGAAAAGAGAACAUGGUGAAAGUGAUGAUUCGGAUAAUGAAUGGGUUGGUCCUUUGCCAUCGGAGGCGGCACAACCUAAAAAACGCAGAGUUCUGGAGUACGAACAAGUCUACCUCGAUAACUUACCUAGUUGCGAAUGUUAUGAGAAAUCCUAUAUGCAUAGAGAUGUUAUCACUCAAGUGCUAGUAACAAAAACCAAUUUUGUGAUCACUGCAAGCUGUGAUGGACAUGUAAAGUUUUGGAAAAAGCAAGAAGAAUUAAUUGAGUUUGUUAAACACUUCCGAGCCCAUUUGAUGGCUAUACAGUCCAUGGCAGCAAGCUGCAAUGGCAGUCUUAUGUGCACCGUUAGUUUAGAUAAAAGCAUUAAAGUUUUUGACGUUGUUAAUUUUGAUAUGAUUAACAUGAUGCGAUUGGACUUUGUACCAGCAUGUGCUGAAUGGAUAUAUUCUCCUGGCGAUGCAAUACCUGCAUUGGCAGUUUCGGAUCAGGAUUCUAACAAAAUCUAUAUUUAUGAUGGACAAGGCACUAAUAUUCCUCUACAUGUUUUUGAAAAGCUGCACACCAAGCCUGUAGUUGCGAUGAGGUACAAUCCAGGUUUUCAAGCGUGCAUAUCUGUUGACAAAGCAGGGAUCUUGGAAUACUGGACUGGACCAAAAACGGAGUACAAAUUUCCAAAGAGCGUGAAGUUUGAGUCAAAAUUGGAUACAGACUUAUUCGAAUUUGCAAAAAAUAAAACGUACCCUUGCGGUUUGACAGUUUCUCCUGAUGGCAAAAAAUUCGCUACAUUGAGUGGGGACCGGAAAGUUAGAGUGUUUCAUUUUCUAACCGGGAAACUGUACCGAGUUUUUGAUGAAACCCUGCAAAGGUUUACCGAGCUUCAACAAACCACCCAACAAUUACCCAAUAUGGAAUUUGGCCGUAGGAUGGCUGUUGAACGAGAGUUAGACAAGACCGAGGCAAACUUAGGAAAUAUAAUAUUUGACGAAUCCGGAUAUAUGAUCAUGUACAGUACGAUGCUUGGCGUGAAAUUAGUAAAUUUGUUCACAAAUCGUUGUGUUACAAUAAUGGGAAAGCCUGAGAAUUUCAGGCCUAUGCAACUCGCAUUAUUUCAGGGCAAGGCAAAGAAGACGACUGCUGCAGUAACGUUCGAGAUGGAAGCUUCAGAAAAUCCAACCAUGGAAUUGAACCGUCCAGACCCAACUCUAUUUUGUACAGCGCAUAAAAAGAAUAGGUUCUACAUGUUUACGCGUCGCGAGCCAGAGGACACGAAGAGUCAGGAGUGUGACAGAGAUGUUUUCAAUGAGAAACCAUCAAAAGAAGAUAUUAUCUCAUCCACGGAAGCAACUAAUAUGCAGAAAAUUUAUGACGUCGCUAUUCUCCACACAGCUCUUGGCGAUAUACAUAUUAGUCUGUUUGGCAAAGACGUUCCGAAAACAGUUGAAAACUUUUGUAUGCAUUCGAAGAAUGGUUACUACAAUGGUCAUAUAUUUCACAGAGUUAUUAAAGGGUUCAUGAUACAGACUGGGGACCCCACGGGCACAGGAACUGGUGGAGAAAGCAUAUGGGGUGGUGAAUUUGAAGAUGAAUUCAGGUCACACUUAAAACAUGAUAGACCAUACACGUUGAGCAUGGCGAAUGCUGGACCAAACUCAAACGGAAGCCAGUUUUUUAUCACACUCACACCCACGCCAUGGCUCGAUAACAAGCACACCGUUUUUGGUCGAGUGAUCAAAGGAAUGGAAGUUGUUCAAAACAUUAGUCAAGUAAAAACGAACCCUAAAACUGAUAAGCCAUAUGAUGAUAUUCGAAUUGUCAGUAUCACAGUUAAGUAGUCUUUCUAUUUAAGAAUUAAGAACUCAUACAAUAAAUUCAUUAAAUAUUUCAA
This is a messenger RNA of Athalia rosae (coleseed sawfly), 2073 nucleotides long. Its product is annotated as peptidylprolyl isomerase domain and WD repeat-containing protein 1. Lineage: Eukaryota; Metazoa; Arthropoda; Insecta; Hymenoptera; Athaliidae. The record is from RefSeq and is a predicted model, not a curated record. The coding region runs from base 185 to 2020 and encodes 611 amino acids. The transcript has 8 exons. Gene Ontology annotation, biological process: protein peptidyl-prolyl isomerization. Gene Ontology annotation, molecular function: protein binding; peptidyl-prolyl cis-trans isomerase activity.